This is a messenger RNA of Caenorhabditis briggsae, 1731 nucleotides long. RefSeq names its product Protein CBR-SRG-16 (gene Cbr-srg-16). Lineage: Eukaryota; Metazoa; Nematoda; Chromadorea; Rhabditida; Rhabditidae. Bases 1 to 1731 code for a protein of 576 amino acids. Gene Ontology annotation, molecular function: transmembrane signaling receptor activity. Gene Ontology annotation, biological process: sensory perception of chemical stimulus. The record is from RefSeq and is a predicted model, not a curated record. The transcript has 10 exons. Gene Ontology annotation, cellular component: membrane.
AUGAAUAUGUUCACUGAUCCUCUUCUCAUUAACUGUAGUACUGAAUACGAUGACUUUCUAGAAAUAUUCAAAUACAUCGGAAACUGUUCUUAUCUAAUUCCAGGCGUUUUAUUGCACAUUUUAAUUCUAAAAACAGUAUUGUAUUCACAGAAAAAGCUGUUUAAGAGCAAUUCGUUUUUUCGGAUUUUCAGUCUUACUCUUCUUCUCUGGGAUAUCUUUUUCAAUCGCCUAACCGCCUUUAUCCCUCCAAUGUGUCCUAUUUUAUGCCCUUUAUUUGUCAUGCCUUCAUAUUUUUUGAAAUUCUAUUACUGUAGUUAUAAUCAUGCCAGAAUGUCAAAAUCUGUUGCUCAGAUUAUGAUGGUUUUGAACAGAAUGUGUUGUGUUAUGUGGCCGAUGAGUUAUGAGAAGGUCUGGAAUCAAUUCUCUGCUCCUACAGUAAUCCUAAUAUUGAUUAUUCCCUUUGGCGGCACCUGGAACAUGUUGCUGGCCAGAAUGUAUCUAUUUCCAUCGUAUGGCGGGUUUGCGGUCACUUAUGUGAAAACUGUGACAUGGGCGUCACUAUCCCUGUUUCAAGCAAUUUAUAUUUUGACUGCUUUAUGUUUUACAGUUGUUUGUACUUCCAUUUCUUUGUAUAAACUAUACAUUCUACCGGGAAGAGUAAAAGCUGCUGAAAGAUCACUUUGUUUUGUUUCCGCGUUUUAUUCGUUGGCUUUUCUGAUUGUUGCAGCUUCUCAGCUUGUCUUCGUGGUUUGUGUGAACUGCCAAUUCACAUUCUCUGUCAUUUUCCAAUUUCUAGCUUUUGAUCUUCUCACAGUAGGAAGACAUCAUUCUGAAUUUUCUGCUAAAAAUUCUGAAUAUUUGAAAAUGAGUUUCACUGAUUUCAAUUCCACUAUUGAACACAAAUGGACUGAUCGAGUUGCCUACCCUUGCAGUCAAAAAUACAAUGAUUUUGUCGAAAUUUCGAAAUAUGUUGGCAGUUGUUUGUAUCUGAUUCCUGGGGCACUUUUGCACAUUUUUAUUAUAAAGACUAUUCUGUUUUCGCAGAUUAAAAUGUUCAAGAAUAACUCAUUUUUCCGGAUUUUUGUCACCGAUUCGGUUGUGAGCCUAGUUCUCCUAUUCUGGGAUAUAUUUUUCAGUCGACUCGCUGUGUUCACUCCGCCACUUUGUAAAAUUCUCACACCCCUUUUCUAUGAACCAUCACUAUUUUUAAAACUAUAUUAUUGUUCGUAUAACCAGGCUAGAAUGGCGAAAUCUAUUGCUCAGAUUUUGAUGGUUUUAAAUAGAAUGUGUUGUGUGAUGUGGCCAAUGAGUUAUGAGAAGGUUUGGAACAAAUUCCCCAUCCUUACAGUAGUACUUAUUCUAAUAGUCCCAUUUGGUGGAACUUGGAAUUUAUAUCUCGGCAGAAUGUACACAUUCCCAUCGUAUGGCGGAUUCAGCGUUACCUAUUUCAGAUACGUGGAAUGGGCCUCUCUGUCAGCCUUCCAAUCGAUUUACAUUUUGACUGCUCUGAGUUUUACCCUUGUUUGCACUUCGAUUUCUUUGUACAAGCUUUAUAUUCUGCCCGAUCGAGUGAAAGCUGCUGAAAAAUCGUUGUGCUUGGUUUCAGCGUUUUAUUCGUUCGCGUUUUUGAUAGUUGCAGGAUCCCAGCUUGUUUUUUUCUGCGAAGAGUGCAUGACCAAAUUUUUUACCGUCUUUCAAUUCCUGGCAUUUGAUCUUCUUACUGUUGUGUAA